Bactrocera latifrons is the source of this 1486-nucleotide messenger RNA. RefSeq lists its product as uncharacterized. Lineage: Eukaryota; Metazoa; Arthropoda; Insecta; Diptera; Tephritidae. Bases 1 to 1308 code for a protein of 435 amino acids. The record is from RefSeq and is a predicted model, not a curated record. The transcript has 4 exons.
AUGGACGAAGUCGAUGAAUAUGGUGAGGACGUGGAAACUUUGUGCAACUAUGUGCCUUUAAGAAAAGUGAUACCUUUUGAAGUGAAAUAUUGGCGCUGCUCGGCUGGCAGUGGUCUGGGCGACAAUUACAUGUCGGUAGUUAAACGUAUAGAAGUGAGCACGCAUGAAUUUGACGGCCGCGUGACGGAGCGCAAAGGUGCACAGUGUUUUAGUUUCAUAGUCAAAAGGCAAAUUUUAAGUCAAUCGCGCCGCCUUCUGUUUCGUUGUGAUGAAGCAUUUUACAAUGAAAUAAAUGCCUAUACUCAUGUGAUACCAGCCCUGGAAAAAUAUUUCAUCAAUGGUGACACAGUAUUUCCACAAUGCUAUUAUGCCGGCACGGAUAAGAAAGGCGAGCUGAUAGCGUUGGAGGAUCUGAAGCAGCUCGGCUAUCGCAUGCCAAAUCGUUUGUUACCGUUCGAUCUUUAUCAUUGUGAAAUAGUUAUGAAGGAACUCGCUAAGUUACAUGCUACAUCUAUAGCGGCUAAGCAUUUGGAUGACAGCAAUUUUCGUGAGCGAUUUGCCAAAGUUAAUGAAAUUGUGUAUUGUGAGGAGGCGGAAAGUUUUUACGGCAAUUUGCUCACAUCCUCAAUAGAGGAAUCAUUGAAGAGUUUACGUGAAUCAAAUGUUGAUGGCAGCCUUUCCGAUUCAAUUUGUAUGAUAGAGCAAUUAAAAGCUGAAUUGUAUCAAAAAAUAAUGUAUAGUAUUAAAAAUGCCAGCGAUUCUGUUAGUGUAAUGUGUCAUGGUGAUUUGUAUGUCAACAACAUCAUGUUUAAAUCCAACAUGGAGGAUGACAACGCAUGCCGGGGACCGAAAGCAGUUAAAUUCUUUGAUCUACAGGCAAUGCGUUACACUUCGUUCAUUUUUGAUAUCCUUCAUUUUAUGUUCACCAGCACGAAACGCGAACUUCGUGAUGCGCAUACGCAUCGUUUGUUGGAAACCUACCGUAGCGCUCUGCACAAUCGCUUGGAACAACUUUUAGUUUCUCGCGAGCACUUAGAGUCAAUACGAGAGACCUUUUCAUUGGAAAAUAUUACUAAAGAAUUUACUGCACAUGCUCUGUACGGUUUAGCGGUUUCCAUGUGGGUAUUGCCUGCAGUUACAUUUGAUCCUAAUAAUAUACCAAAUUUAGAUGCCAUCAGUGAAGCAGUACCAAAUGCCAACGAAAUAAAGGUUACACAAAAAUUAACCGACGAGUACCAUUCUAGAAUAAAAGAUCUAGCGCUAGAGUUUCAUCAAAACGGCUACUUUGGUACUUGGUUAGAAAAAUAGUUCGAGGCACACAUGCGUAUACCUAUAUGCAUUUAGUUCAAUUUAGCAACAAUUGUAUACUUUAAGUAGCUGACAAAGGUAUGUGAUUAGCGUUAUUUGCUCUUUGGUUCUGAAAGCAACUACCAAAAUGACUAAAAUGCAAAUAUAUAUUUUUUAAAUAUACUGUGUAUAUAUAUAA